Messenger RNA from Meira miltonrushii, 520 nucleotides. RefSeq lists its product as uncharacterized. The coding region runs from base 186 to 476 and encodes 96 amino acids. The transcript is spliced from 2 exons. NCBI's taxonomy places the organism in Eukaryota, Fungi, Basidiomycota, Exobasidiomycetes, Exobasidiales, Brachybasidiaceae. The record is from RefSeq and is a predicted model, not a curated record.
CUUGUAGGUGUCUGCCUACAGCACAUUCUGCAAAUCAGUUCUUAUAAAAAGCAUUUAAGGAGAUCUUCAAUGCUUCUCUUGUUACUCCAAUAUCCCUUUUUUUUUUUGAUAAGAGGCAGUUUGUUGCAGCCCGAGUACGUACGCAUAAUUUGUGGAUAGUGCAUCGUGUUGAUUGAUCUCUCAAUAUGGAUUUUUCAGUCUCAUCGGAGAAUCAAAAUGUUCCUGUACACUACCCGCUGUCUAUGGCAAGCUGGCCCAAUUCAAGGUCGAUAGAGGUGCACAUGUCGACAGGAGAAAGAGUCUGCAUUUUACCGAUCGCAUCCUUAGAAGCCAGUGCGGACCUUAAUUGGCCCUUUAUUUUCUACUGCAUUUCUACAUGUACGAGUCUAGAACCUGACGCGCUUGGGUCACUCACGCUUGUUGAAAGUGAAAGUUACAGGACCACACACCUACUUACUGUUCAACGAGCCUUAUAAGGUCAUUGGCGCGAAUAGAUAUGUGAUGGGAUUUGAAGAAUGAG